Molecule: messenger RNA, 1202 nt
Organism: Onthophagus taurus
Lineage: Eukaryota; Metazoa; Arthropoda; Insecta; Coleoptera; Scarabaeidae
Source: RefSeq, a predicted model, not a curated record
CAGAACAUAAAAUGUCGUAACAAUUCUAAUUUAUAUAAGAAUUAAAAAUGGUAUCUACAAAAGUUGGAAUUUCCAGCGGAACUAAAACGAAUUCCUUCAUGAAAUCAUCACGAUCUAACAAAUUAGAUCCCCUAACCUUUCCAUAUAUCCGACCAGAAGAUGGAGUAAAAUCAUAUUUAUACUCGAAAAAGUGUAAUAAAAAAACAGUGCCACACAGCUUAUCUCUAAUUGACUCCAGCUUACCAUCUCUAAAACUGCAAAAGUUAUAUAAUACGCGCCUAAAAGAAGAAAGAAAUAUAUCACUUAUUGAAAAAAGACAAAUAAACAAGCGUCGACGCAAGAAAUUGGACCGACAAUGGAGCCAACUUACAUUACUUGAAACCAAACUGAAACGCAAUUUUGAAACUUUCAAUUAUUUUAUAACGGCAAAUCAUAGUAAAAAGAAACGAUUAAUAACCAACAUUAAAUUUCAAACUAAUCUUAUUACUAGCAGAGAAAAGCAAAUAAACGAAUUAAAAAUAAAAUAUGAUAAACUUAACGGUAUUAAGUGUCUUAUGCAACAAAAAAUCAAAGAAUUCAGUAUAUAUUCAGAUUAUUUACAAAAAGUAUGCGACAUUACAAAGGGUUUUCAGAGUUUGGCAGAUAGCGCACAGUAUCAUUUUAAAAACGAAACAGAUAUCAUAAACAAAUAUGAGAAUUUCCUUGUUUCUAAAAAGAUGAUUUUUGCCCGUCAUGAAUAUUAUCGUAUGGAAAUCGAACGGAUACAAAAUAUGUAUUAUAAAAUGAUCAAGGAAAAGUACGACAACUUGCAGUCCUUGGAACUCUUUUUAGCUACAAUAAUAACAAGAUUCAAACUAGCUAGACAAGAAUCCGCAAGAUGGGAAAAACAAGUUUACGUGAUUCUAGAAAGAUCAUUGUGUAUUAAACGAGAUAAUGCUGAUACUCAAAUGGAUAUUCAAAGCUUGUAUCGACAAUUCGCGGAACGAAACAAUAUUACCCACCGAUUAAAUGUUACCGAUUAUAAAGAACAAUUAGAUUAUAUCAAAUCAUGUUUGAAUAAAUUGGAUAAGGUUUUAAACAUAAUUAAGCCCAUGGAAAGAAUCGUAUAAUCUUAUUUAUAAUCUAUAUCUUUAAUUUAUAAUUUACAAUAAUAUUUUUACAAUUGUAAGGACAUAAUCCUGAAAAUAUAACUAUAAUUAUUA